Messenger RNA from Staurois parvus, 305 nucleotides. The record is from the annotation of a GenBank genome assembly. NCBI's taxonomy places the organism in Eukaryota, Metazoa, Chordata, Amphibia, Anura, Ranidae.
GAGAGCUGUGAUUGAUCACAGCUUGUCACAUGGUACAAGGCUGUCGUGAAUAGCCUUGUACCAUGUGACCUCUGUGAUCAUUCACAGAUUUCACUAGUAGUAAGCAAUAAUGUCAGGAAGUGACAUCUUGCUUACUACUAUUCAUGUGAUCACUGAUUAGCCAAUCAGUGAUCAUGUGGGACCUCACACAGAGGUCCCGGACAGCGAUCCCAGGGAGCACGCACAGACGAGGCAGCGGGCACCGGGCCAUCAGACGAGGCAGCGGCGGGCACCGAGGCAUCAGGCGAGGCAGCGGGAACCGAGGC